Molecule: messenger RNA, 4647 nt
Organism: Clupea harengus (Atlantic herring)
Lineage: Eukaryota; Metazoa; Chordata; Actinopteri; Clupeiformes; Clupeidae
Gene: otop1
Product: otopetrin 1
Biological process (GO): proton transmembrane transport; inner ear morphogenesis
Cellular component (GO): membrane
Molecular function (GO): proton channel activity
Source: RefSeq, a predicted model, not a curated record
AUGCAGGAGAGUAUAGCUUAUUCAGGGGUGUCCAGAAGUGUAGACUAUGCUGCGGGAGAUUCCCGGAAGUUCCGGGAGAGGUGGGAUGUUUGGCAUGUUGCCCCUCUCCAUGCAGUUCAUGUCGAUUGCGACAGGUUACGCAGCCGGCCCUCUCCAAAUGCACUUAAAGCGCUCCGUGUUGACACGUCUCUUUCUAAGGAUUUUGGUCCUAUAGAUCUUGGUGCCAUGGUGGAACACGGCGGACUGGAUAUUAUGUGCUUAAACAAGUACUGCAACAGCUCAUCCUCGUCUUCCAAGUCAGACAGGGAGAAGACAUUUUUUAAAAAGUUGAAAGUCAGUCUCACUGAAAAUUACCCCCAGAAAAACGCAGAGGUCCUGAGUGCUCAGUACGGUACUCAUCUGCUGCUGAUUGGGGCGUCGUUAAUGCUUGCCCUCGCUAACCGUGGGCCAUUCGUUAAAGAGGAGCACCUGCUGUCUUUCAUCACCACCCUCAUGAUUUUGCAGCUUUUAUGGAUGCUCUGGUACAUUGUGCGCAAGGACAGGCAGAGGAGUCUGGUAUCAGAGAAAGAUGCACAUGCUGGAACCAGUUGGAUAAGAGGUGGAUUGACACUACUUGCUCUGCUGUCAUUGAUUAUGGAUGCUUUCCGCAUCGGCUACUUUGUGGGAUAUCAAUCGUGCGUAUCCGCUGUGAUCGUCGUAUAUCCCAUCAUCCACGCAGUCCACACAAUAUCUCAGGUGCAUUUUCUGUGGUUUCACAUCAAGGAUGUCAUCAACAGAUACAAGACAUUUGAAAGAUUUGGCGUGAUUCACGCCGUCUUCACCAACCUGCUGCUGUGGUGCAAUGGAGUGAUGUCAGAGGCUGAGCACUUCAUGAACAAUCACAAGAGAAGACUCUCGUCCCUGGGCUUCGACAACCACUCCAUAGGGGAAUUUGAGCCUGACUGCAACUGCACCACGAGUGCCUGCACCAUGUUCUCCAGUAGUGUCUACUACCUGUACCCCUUCAAUAUCGAGUACCACAUCUUUGUCUCGGCCAUGCUCUUUGUCAUGUGGAAGAACAUCGGCCGCACCAUCGACCUCCAGGCCAACCGCAAGAAGCCCACCACCAGGACCACCGGCCUCAUCGUCGGACCCAUCCUGGGCCUGGUGGCCCUGGCCAGCACCAUCGGCAUCCUGGUGGUGUACAUCAUUCACGUGGAGAAGUCGCCGGAGAUGCGCGAGACGGCCAUUGUGAUGUUCUACUGUUUUGGCAUCGUCAUGCUGGCGUUCAUGUGCGCGGCCGGGGGCACGGGCCUCCUCAUCUACCGGGCCGAGGGCCUGCCUAUGGACACCUCCAAGAACCCGUCACGGCAGCUGGACGCCGAGGUCCUGUUGGGCUCGUCGGUGGGCUCGUGGCUCAUGUCGUGGUGCAGCGUGGUGGCGGUGACGGCCACGCAAAGCAACCCGCAGUACCGCUGGUGCAGCCUGGUGUACUCGCUGCUCGUGGUGCUGGAGAAGUACGUGCAGAACCUCUUCAUCGUCGAGUCGCUGUACCGCAAGAGGGCCGAGGCUGGCGAGGUGUGCGAGGAGCACGAGGUGGCCACCGGCGGCACCACAGCCACGCCCGAGAUGUUCUCGGUGGCCGCCUCCAUGGGGCCGCCGUACGACGGCAUCAUCAACCGGGCCUACGACAGCCAGGACAAGUGCUGCGGCGCGCUGGAGAGCGAGCAGGUGGAGAACGGACAGGUGUACGGCUGCGCCAGGAAACACACGGAGGUGCCACUGCCCAUGGGGCCGGGCCUGGAGGACAAGGGCAAAAAGAAGAGGCAGAUCCUCAAGAACAUCGCCGUCUUCCUCUUCAUGUGCAACAUCUCACUAUGGAUCCUCCCUGCCUUCGGCUGUCGCCCUCAGUAUGACAACGGACUGGAGCAGGAGACCUUUGGUUUCGCCAUAUGGACCACAGUCCUCAACUUUGCCAUUCCCUUGAACCUCUUCUACAGGAUGCACUGUGUCGCUUCACUCUUUGAAGUGUUCAGGAAGGUCUGAGGCAAGAUAUUACAAGAUGGUAUAUUUUACUUAUUACGGAGAGGCUCAGUGUAUCAAGUUCUCGUGUUACAAAUCAGGAUGAGCUGUGUUUUAGAAGUCAACAUACCUGGUGCUCGGCAUCAUAUAAUUCAAUUGAAUUUUAAUUUAAAGAUUUGUACUGUUUUGUUAAACCUGCAUGUAGAAUGCAUUCAUCUUAAUAAGGAGAUGAAUUCGCUGGACAUGAGCCAUGUAAGCUCAUUGCAAUAGAGGGUUGGUAUCUUGGACGCUUAUCAGAGAGUGUAGAGCCUUAGUUAAACAGUUUCUCAUUCAUUCUAGUUAUGUCAACAGUGGUGUAUGGGUCAUUACUUGAACUUCAUCUGGUACUUUUCCUGAAGUUGCCAAACAACUUCUUUCCAUUACAAGCUUUUUACAGAGUGCAAAAGCAUAUUAAAAUGUGUACAGAUGAUAGAACACAGCGAAUACAGUUAAAGAUUCAAAGCAGUUGUUUUAGUUCUUUCUUAAUGUACAAAAUGUAUCUAAUAAUAUGGAUUACGUUCUCAUUUUUAGACUCUCAUUUAAGAAUUUACCACUUACCAAAAAUAUACCACUGGCCCUCUGGUCAUUUGUUAACAUGUGAUUUUACCGGUAAUUGCAUUUCAAGCUUGUGUCUUAGUUUUUACCCCCAUAACAAAUCACAUGCGCCAUUUUCCUAAGUAGGCAGCCCAAAGAAGUGUUUUUAUAUUUAUUCGACAUCUCCAAAAAGCAGUCCUCUCUAAAUUAUCACCCAAAAGGCUCUUUGUGCUCAAGAGUGGCCCUUCACUUGGAAACAUCUUCUGCUGCCUCUUCUCCCCUCUAAUUAAAAAGGUCUUGUGACAAGUGGUUUUGCACACAAACGAAUAAGGAGCACCUUGAAUUAACAAUGUGAUAGCAAAGUGUGUUUUCCUCUGGACUUGGUAGCUUGUGCAUUGAGGACUCUAGGGAAGUGUAGAAUUUGUUAAGUCAUCGUUGUGUUUUGAGACAUUUUUGGGACAAGAGACUUAAUGUGGUUUGUUUCAGUGUGCCGCAUCCUACAUUCAGACGGUACCUUAUGCGCCAGUUAUGUGUAGUACUUCUUCUGAGCAAUGCACAGUACGGAGCAUUGCUGAAGAGGAGUCAGAAAGUUUGCAAAUGUUUUUUCCACUGUGCUGUGUUUUUUGUCCAGGACUGACAUUUGUCAUUAAUGAGACUUCUGUAAUUAUUAAGCAAUGGCAAUGGCUGCCUUUUGAAGGUUACUAAACUAAAGGUUUUUACCUACACCAUUGUUUUUAUAGAAUUGAUUUACCAGACCAACAUUAUUUACUGGACCAUCACAAAGGCCAUGGGUCAACCAUUUCUUUUAAAGUUCAAACGCUGCCAUAGGAAUCAGGUUCUCAAGGCCGAACUAGAAUGUUCUACUAGAAUGUUCUCACUUUCCUUGGCAGAAUUUGCACAGCUCAGAAAUUCAUUUUCAGGAGCUUUGUAUGUGCAUUAGGUUGCAGAUGUUUGACUGUGUGUGAGUGUCUGAAAAGACAAGCGCAGUGUUUAUCAGUCAGAAGAUAUUAGUGAAAAGGGAAAACUGACCAACUAAAAAAACAUUUGGGUGCUAUUGUGCAGUUUAAACAUCACCACAGAACUACCUAGCACUUGCCAUGAGUGAAUAUUUGUCCAUGUAUCGCAGGUAGUAACCACUGUCAGACACCCUUGAGAAAUCUUUGUGUGUGACAAUGUAAGCUGUGUUCAGCAUACAUGACAGAUUUUGUGAGCUGAUGUUAUCUUGAGAAUAUCAUGUGCCUUCUACUUGCCUGUUUGUUCAGGCAUUCUAAAAUAUUUUGUCAUCUUGGUUGUGUGCUUGGUUUUCUUGGUUUCUACUUUGUACAAAAACCACAUGACCAAUAAUACAAAUAAAAAAAUUAAAAUUAAAAUAUGUGUCAAUCUUGGAAGAGGAAAUGAUGGAAUAUGAAAAUGUAUAUCAUGUACCAGCCAAAGAAGACAGUGACAGUGACAGUUUUUCUUCAGAUUUUCCUCUGAAUUUCAUAUUAAUUAGUGUCUAGUCUUAGAGAACAGUGUUAAGCUGUAAUGUUUUUGUAGUCUUGUCUUUCUAUGUUUACUGUACAGUAGCACAAAUUAAGUCAUUAAACGCACAAAACGGGAUACGAAAGUUGUUAAUUGUACCUGUAUUAAAUGUCUUUACUUGUAUAUUAUGUUUUUUAUUUUCUCUGCUCCUUUACCCUGAAUCUACAUAGACCAAAUAUACCGUCCUGUGAGGUUUCUUCCAUGGGUUCUGUAAGAAUCAGUUGUUGCACCAACUGAUCAAUAUAAUGACCACUAGAUGGUAAUAGAGGCUUUCUUUUUCUUUUCUGAGCCGAAGGGUGUGGGAUCGUGAAUUGGCUUUCAGCAGAUUAUUGCACUGUUCGGGUGAUCUGAACUUUGAAUCCAGUGGAAGGCUUUGAUAAACAAAUAAAUACACCGCCUGAUGAACGAAUAAACAAAUAAAUACAUCGCCUGAAUGACCCUUAGCCAGUAACGUUCCUCAACAUGCCUAUAGAAUUCAUCUGUAGCGCAAGUUCAAACUGCGUUUUGACGGCUAUCCGACAUUUCUAAAGAAAAAAAGAAAACACAAACAAA